This is a messenger RNA of Engraulis encrasicolus (European anchovy), 1665 nucleotides long. It is a transcript of the gene krt18b, whose product is annotated as keratin 18b. NCBI's taxonomy places the organism in Eukaryota, Metazoa, Chordata, Actinopteri, Clupeiformes, Engraulidae. The transcript has 8 exons. Gene Ontology annotation, cellular component: cytoskeleton; keratin filament. Gene Ontology annotation, biological process: intermediate filament cytoskeleton organization. The record is from RefSeq and is a predicted model, not a curated record. Gene Ontology annotation, molecular function: structural molecule activity. Bases 128 to 1462 code for a protein of 444 amino acids.
AGCCCAUGUGUUGGUCCUGUGGCGCUCUUUACUCUGACUGCCGUCCAGUUUAGAGCCACCUCCUCUGCCCUCCUCUCUGCUCUCUCUAACUUUGACUUCACCACCUCCUCCACACCACACUGCCAGCAUGAGCUACUUUAGAUCCGGUCCUUCCAGCAUGUCCGUGCGUGCCACCCCGUCCUACGGCGCGGCCAGCAUCUACGGGGGCGCGGGCGGGUACGGCGCCCGCAUCUCUUCCUCGUCCUCCUCCAGCCUGCGCUCCAUGCCCCCCGGCGGCGGUGGCGGCAUCAAGGCCUCCUCGGCCUUCACCCAGCGCAGCUCGAUGGGAGGUGGGGGAGCGGGAGCGGCGGCGUCCUUCCAGGCUGGAGGCAUGGGCAUGGGCGGGGGGCACACCAUGGGCAACGAGAAGGGGCAGAUGCAGAACCUGAACGAGCGCCUGGCGUCCUACCUGGACAAGGUGAGGAGCCUGGAGGAGGCCAACGCCAAGUUGGAGGCCCAGAUCAGAGAGGCGCUGGAGAGGAGCGGGCCCGAGAUGAGGGACUACAGCAAGUACAACGCCAUCCUGGACGACCUCAGGAAACAGGUUUUUGACAUGACUCUGGAUAAUUCUCGGCUGGUGCUGCAGAUUGACAAUGCCAGACUCGCUGCAGACGACUUCAGAGUCAAGUUUGAGUCAGAGCUGGGCAUCCGCCAGUCUGUGGAGGGAGACAUCGCCGGCCUGAAGAGGGUGAUCGACGACACCAACAUGGGCCGCAUGAACAUCGAGAGCGAGAUCGAGUCCGUGAGGGAGGAGUUGGCCUUCCUUCAGAAGAACCACGACAACGAAGUGUCUGACCUGAUGCGUCAGAUCUCGCACUCGGGGGUGCAGGUGGACGUAGACGCGCCCAAGGGCCAGGACCUCUCGCAGGUCAUGGAGGACAUACGGGCCAACUACGAGAAGAUGGCCGUCAAGAACGCAGAGGAUCUCAAGAUGUGGCACGAGAACCAGAUGUCGGAGGUGCAGGUGCAGGUGUCCCAGAACACAGAGGCGCUACAGGGAGCCCAGGUGGAGAAGAACGACCUGAGAAGACAAAUACAGACACUGGAGAUAGAACUGGCAUCGCAACAGAGCCUGAAAGCGUCGCUCGACGACACGCUGCGCAACACGGAGCUGCGCACCAACAUGGAGAUGGAGAAGUACAACGACAUCAUCCGGCAGCUGGAGGCGGAGCUAACCAACCUGAGGAUGAAGGUCACGCAGCAGGGCCAGGAGUAUGACGCGCUUCUCAACAUGAAGCUCAGGCUGGAGGCUGAGAUCAGCACAUAUCGCCGCCUGCUGGAGGGAGAGAGCACCGCACCCUAUCAGCCAUCGCACCCCUCUCAGCCUCAGCAGCCUCCCAGCCAGCCUAAACAGCCCAAGACCAAGUUCAAUUUAAAUGAUGCCCUGGAGGAACUGAAGGAUGGACUGGUGGAGGAGGACUGAACACCCCCCCUCCCCCCCAAACCCCACCCCACCCCAUAAACACACAGAAGAUACCACACCACUGCAUCAGAGGUCCUGUGAAAGACUGUGAAGAGCCAAAUUUGACUUUUUUUUUUUUUUUUAAACGCACGAAACAGAUGCAUUUUAUUGUGGUGGUGACCCAUUAAAAUUCAUGUUCAAUUCAUUUGGCUACAAGUUGACAA